UAGAAAGUAUAGGAAUAUUGCAACAAUUUUCAGUUCCUAUCAAUAAAAUUUUGAAUAUACCCGGAAACUAUUAAACAUUAUCGAACGCAAUAUAGUACAUCGAUUUUUUUUUAUUAAGAAAUCGAUAACAAAACUUGUCGAUCAAAUAUUUGCGGAUGGUUCGAGUAGUCGAGAAAAAAUAUCGAUUCAUAAAUUAAGUCUGAGAUGCAUUACAUACUGCAUCUCUAAUCACUAUUAGAAAAUGCGUGACGUAGCGAUGGAUGCGAAUGGAAAUGGGAAGCGUGAUCUUCCCCGAAUAGUUCUACAGCAACGAAUUAUGAGUACCGAAGAAACAUCUAAAUCUACGGAUUUGGACUUUGUUUAUGACGAUGCGGACAAGCAUGCCAAUGAAAUUGCUGAAUUGUACAGCUAUUCAGAACAGUCUGAAUUACAUGUUAACCUCACAGCAUUUGAAGAGCAAAUGGAAUUAUAUAAAUUAAGACCAUGGUGGCAAAAUUUAUCAGAGGCACAACAGAAAUCUGUAAUUUACAAAUUAUUAGAUCAGUUAGAGGUUUCUAACAAACAAUUAAGAAUGAAAGCAGCAAGGUGCAUCUUGUAUUUAGCUCAAGGUUGUUGGGCUGAAGUACAGUCUGAUGAAGAGCAACGAGAAUGGACCAGAACAAAUGUUAUGUUAUUAUAUGAGGCUGGAAUUUUCCCAGCAUUUGUUGAACUUCUUAAUAUUGAAAUUACGAAUAGUAGGAGAACUGCAUCUGCAAUGAGGAAAAUAUCUGUUAGUCUUGAUGAUUCCACUGAUUUAAGAGUAAUUUUGUCUGUUUUAUAUAUUAUAACAGAGGUGAUGAGGGAAGAAAUGAAAAAUAUAGAACAUAGUAUUUAUAAGAAUAAUGUUGAAUCUUUCAAAGAAGAUUUAAUAAAUCCAUAUGGCGAAGAGUUGCUUAUAGUUAAACUUCUUGGCAUGGUGACAUACUUCUGUAGUGGAGCAGCUCCACAUUUUCCAAUGAAAAAGGUUCUUUUAUUGCUGUGGAAAUUAAUCUUGGUAUCAUUGGGUGGUAUUGAUACACUAAGGGAGUUAAAAAAACAAUAUCGCGAAGAAGUUGGUCUUGAUACACAACAAGAAGAUACUUUAGAAGUUGCAAAGACUAUGAGACCUAGUUCUCCUCCUGUCAGUGCAGCAGAUUUAAUUGAAACACAAAAUCAAAAAAAGAAUCAUAGAUCUUAUCGACGAUUUUUAAUGAAACAAAGUUCAUUGGAUGAACCAGGCUUGGGAAUGGAAUAUGAAGGUGCAGAAGUGGGGAACAAUACUACAAACAAUGAAGGUGAAGGAGAAGCUAAUGUAUUUAUGAACCAAACUGUUUUGACUCAGUUACGAACUUACUGUCAAAACGAGAACAAUCAGCCUCCAAUAAGACCUGAUACCCCACAACUUACUAAGGGAAAAAGUUUACCAUGGACACCAAAGGUGAGACAAAAGGAUGUUGAUACAUUUCUUGAAGCAUCAAGAUUAAAAUUUGUUGGUUACAACUUGGAAGGAGACAGACAAAGUUUGGCAGGUUUACCACAACCAAUACUUGAAGGUGUUAAUACACUUAAAAGACAUAUGUAUACAUCUUUAGCUGAAAUCCAAAUCCAAAAAGAGGAACAAAUGCUUAGAAAUCCUAUAAGCACUCCAAGGUUUCCAAUUCGUCAGACACCGACUGAAAUUGUAUAUCAUGCUAUAUUACCAUUUGUACCACAAUAUAUGAUUGCAUUAUUAAAGAUUUUAUUAGCUGCUGCACCCACCAGUAAAGCUAAGACAGAUAGUACCAAUAUUAUGGCUGAUGUUUUGCCAGGACAAAUGCCCAUGACUGUUUUUCAGUCGAUGAAACUCGGUAUUGAUGUAAGCAGACAUAAAGAAAUCAUUGUUAAAGCAGUAUCUGCCAUAUUGCUUCUUCUGUUAAAACAUUUUAAACUAAAUCACAUAUAUCAGUUUGAAUUCAUGUCACAACAUUUAGUAUUUGCUAAUUGUAUACCACUUGUUUUAAAAUUUUUAAAUCAGAAUAUUCUAGCUUAUAUAGAAGCUAAAAAUGUUAUUCCUAUCUUGGAUUUUCCUAUGUGUGUUAUUGGAGAACAACCAGAUGUGUCCCUAGAUAAUCUUGAAACUGGGGAUAAUCUACCAUAUUCAUGGAGAAACGUUUUUUCGUGCAUUAAUUUAUUACGUAUUCUUAAUAAACUUACAAAGUGGAAACAUAGUAGAAUUAUGAUGUUAGUCGUUUUUAAAUCAGCACCCAUAUUAAAACGUACAUUAAAAGUCAGACAUGCAAUGAUGCAAUUAUAUGUCUUAAAAUUACUAAAAAUGCAAACUAGGUAUUUAGGGCGACAAUGGCGAAAAACUAAUAUGAAAACAAUCAGUGCAAUAUAUGCAAAAGUUAGGCAUCGUUUGAAUGAUGAUUGGGCUUAUGGCAAUGAUCUAGAAGCACGACCUUGGGAUUUCCAAGUAGACGAGUGCGUAUUACGUUCUUGCGUUGAUCGAUUCAAUAACCUACGAUACACUAAUAUUCCUAAGGAUAAAGAUAUGGAACCUGUUGAUAAUUCUGUUACAUCAGUACUCGGGGUAAAUAUGGAAUUAAGCGAUGAAUUUAAACAACAUUAUGAAUUAUGGUUACAACAAGAAGUAUUUCAAAGAAGUAUUAAUUGGGAUGAAUUAUUGGAUCCUGAAGGAUGUGAAAUUUAAAUUUUUAAUAAGUGUAAUAUAAUAUAUAUACAUAUAUAAUAUUAAAAUCGUAUUUUCGUCAAUCAUAGACCUGGAUCAAAUUUUGACGUUUUUAUAAAUUAUAUACUAUUGUGAAGUGUUCAAAAAAGACAUUGUCAUAUCGAUGCAUUGGAAACUGAAUUUGGUUUGUAUACAUUGAUCAGUGAGUAAUCCUAAUCUAAUGAACGUUUCAGAAAAAGACUAGUGACUUUUCAAGGAUGGUUUACAAGAUAAUGUGUAAUUUUUUUACAUUUAUUUGUGUGUAUUUAAUUCAAUGUGCAUUACUUGUAGCAAUAUUUUAUUAUUACUAUUAUAGUUGUAAGAGAAUAUAUAUAAUAAUCAUAAAGAAGUAGGGUAACCUUAUUCAAAUAUAUGGUUCAUGCCAUUCACAUUCAUAUUAUAUAAGUUUCUGUAAAUUAAAAUGUUAAUUUCAAAUAAUGUAACAAACUACGAAUCGUAUACCAGCUGGAACUUCCCGUAUUUUUUAUAAUUUUUAUAUGUACUCUAUUUCUAUUUUAUAUGUACUCUAUUUUAUUGUGACUUGUCAUUGCAUAGCAAUAUUCAUCACGAUACGGUAUAUACAAACAUAUAAAUGUUAACAUGUAUAAUGUAUUAAUUUAAUUUAAAUUGCAUUUUUUCUUAAAAAUUUGCUAAUUUUGUAAAUUAAAUAUGUUUUGUUCCUUAUUAAAUGUAAUGAGUGUUUGACCUGUGUGUUACGUGUAGGUGAUCUCUUUAUAUGAGAGAGAGAGAGAGAGAGAGAGAGAGAGAGAGAGAAAGAGCUGAAUAGCAAAAUCACUUGUAUAUAAAUUCAUGAUGCAAAAAUGUAUGAAGCACUUCUAUGGUGCUUUCGUCUUAUAGCAUUAUUUGAUUUGAUAGAUAAAUAUUUAAAAUGUAGAGUAUAUAAAUUAUAGACUGAAUAUUCAACUUUCUCUUACUUAUUUAUUGUAAUGUAUAUCUAAACAAUUUCAACGCAAAGUACCACAUAAUUUAUGUUAUUUUAUUUACUGUACAGGAUAUUUCAUGUGAUUGGCGUCAUGUUUAAAUCGUCACAAGUAAAAUAAAAUUAUGGUCUACAUACAA
Messenger RNA from Bombus pascuorum, 3805 nucleotides. RefSeq names its product striatin-interacting protein 1 (gene Strip). Gene Ontology annotation, cellular component: cytosol. The transcript has 11 exons. Bases 242 to 2707 code for a protein of 821 amino acids. The record is from RefSeq and is a predicted model, not a curated record. NCBI's taxonomy places the organism in Eukaryota, Metazoa, Arthropoda, Insecta, Hymenoptera, Apidae. Gene Ontology annotation, biological process: cytoskeleton organization.